Aethina tumida (small hive beetle) is the source of this 1842-nucleotide messenger RNA. RefSeq names its product fatty acyl-CoA reductase wat. Gene Ontology annotation, biological process: long-chain fatty-acyl-CoA metabolic process. The transcript has 9 exons. Gene Ontology annotation, cellular component: peroxisome. The record is from RefSeq and is a predicted model, not a curated record. Lineage: Eukaryota; Metazoa; Arthropoda; Insecta; Coleoptera; Nitidulidae. Gene Ontology annotation, molecular function: alcohol-forming very long-chain fatty acyl-CoA reductase (NADP+) activity. Bases 53 to 1747 code for a protein of 564 amino acids.
AGAAAUCAUCUCGACAUUUCGUCAAGGUUCUGCGUGUGUGUGUCUCGUGUGUAUGACAAAUCGGCGCAAUCGCUCGACUAAAUCGCACCAAAUCAUUCGUUUUCCAGUUCCAGUUCCAGUUCCAGUUCCAGUUGUGUGUUUUUCGGUGUCCUCAGUGAAAAUCAAAUUGAAGAUGUUGGAACGCGAGGGAGGCGACAUCACCUAUUCGGACAUGGUGCACCACGACGAACCGAGUGAUAUUCAACAGUUUUACGAAAACUCCACCGUCUUCGUCACCGGAGCGACCGGCUUCAUCGGGAGAUUGGUGGUCGAGAAACUCCUCCGUGUCGUCGACAACAUCAAAAUCUACAUCCUCGUUCGGCCGAAGAAGGGCAAGGAAAUCGAAAAGAGACUUGAGGAAAUCUUCAACGAACCGUGCUUUGAGCCGCUGAAAAGGAAGCGUCCGGACUUCGCCAACAAAGUGUUCGCAAUACCAGGCGACUGUUCCGAACCGGAUGUAGGCCUGAACCCGGACGACAAACGGAAGCUGGUCGCGGAAGUGAACUACGUAAUUCACUGCGCCGCGACGGUCCGCUUCGACGAGAAACUGAAGACGGCGACGUGUAUAAACGUGAGGGCAGUGCGUGACCUGUUGCGGAUGUCGAGGGCGAUGAAGAACCUGAGGGCCAUCGUCUACAUGUCGACGGCCUUCUCCAAUUGCAUUCGUAAGGACAUCGACGAAAAGUUUUACACCCCUCCGCUGACCGGUGAGAAACUGUUGACGUUGGUCGAAUGUUUGGAGGAAGAAAAGUUGGACGAGAUCACACCGAUCUUGUUGGGCAAAUAUCCAAACACGUACGUGUUCACGAAAGCGAUCGCCGAAAACGUGGUCAAAGAAGAAGGGAAACAUUUGCCCAUAGGGAUCAUCAGACCUUCCAUCAUUAUCGGUUCGGUGAAAGAGCCAGUCUCCGGGUGGAUUGAUAAUUUUUACGGUGCCACUGGCAUUUUUAUGGGCGCCGCUUUGGGCUUGUUGCGUUCGAUUUACGGAAAGGGUGAAAAUCAUGCGGACAUGGUGCCUGCAGAUUAUGUAGUAAACGCUGCUCUGGCAGCCGUUUGGGACGUUGCCAACAAAAAAACACUGAACGCAAAUCAAGAAACGCAAAAUGAAGAGACCAAGGAAGACAAACAAAUACCGAUUUACAAUUACGUGUGCACGCCUGAAAGGCCGAUAACUUGGAACAACUUCAAGGAGCUGAGCGAAAAACACUCGAAACAAAUUCCAUCGGAGAUGAUUCUGUGGCAUUACUUUUUCGCAAUCAGACCGAAUUUGUUCCUGCACACGUUGGCGGUGUUCUUUUUCCAAACAAUACCGGCGCACAUAAUCGAUUUCGCAGCCGUUUGCAUCGGUAAAAAACCUCUUCUGGUGAAAGGUUACCAAAAAAUCAACAAAUUCUCGAACGUCAUCUCUUACUUUUGCCUUCGCGAGUGGGACUUCAAAAACUGCAACACACAGCGACUGUGGAAGACGAUGAAGAAACCGGACCGCGACUUGUUCGAAUUCACCAUGAAAAAUCUGUCGUGGGACGCGUACUUUUACACGUACGUCCGAGGCGCUCGGGUUUAUCUGCUCAAGGAUCCACUGGAAACGAUUCCUAAAGGAUACGUUAAACUAUACAAAGUUAUGGUUGCGCAUUAUUGUCUAGUCGGCGUUUUCAUUCUUAUUGGACUCAAAUUACUCAUGAUGAUUAUUAAUUAUGUGCUGUUGUAAUUUGUUAAACUAGAUUUAAAAUGAUUUUGUAAAUAACAUAAGAAUUCAGUUUUUGUAUAAAUAUUAAUAAGAUGGAUUAUUUAAACGGACUUUCG